AUGAAAGUUAUUUUUCAAACGGUUGUGCCUGUGAACGCGGUUCGAGUUGUUCGAACUUCAUCUCAUCCGAACAUUAGCAAACGACGCUUUGGUAAAACAGUACAGAAGAAGACAAUAUUACAGAACACACGACUGGACAACCCUGUUGCAAAAGUCUUAGAUACCAGCACAUAUCUUGAUCGACGAUCGUUUGAAAAACAAAAAACUGGAAAUAAUCACAAGAAUCCUUCCAUUGCAACAAUACAAUAUAACUCUCAAAGAGCGCAUCGCAAUGAUAAUUUAAAAAG
Molecule: messenger RNA, 287 nt
Organism: Adineta ricciae
Lineage: Eukaryota; Metazoa; Rotifera; Eurotatoria; Adinetida; Adinetidae
Source: the annotation of a GenBank genome assembly